Messenger RNA from Arabis nemorensis, 258 nucleotides. The record is from the annotation of a GenBank genome assembly. Lineage: Eukaryota; Viridiplantae; Streptophyta; Magnoliopsida; Brassicales; Brassicaceae.
AUGAUUCUAGGGUGCGAUUCCACGUCAGCAAAAGGCGAUUUUAUUGGCGAUUUCUCAAGCGAUUUUCCGGCGGUUUUCACUCUCGAAGGCAAGGGACAGGGUCUUCGGGCAACUUCCCCCGCCGUCAGCUCGCAUGGAGGAGCCUGCGUUUGUGGGCUCGCAGGGCUCGGAGGGCUCGCAGGAACCGGUUACACAACCGCAAACUGCGAAACCAUCUUGGAAGUCCGUGGUGACAAAAUCGGCGCUCGCACGACAUGA